AGAGAAAGAGUGAGUUAGAGGCGGAGACGACGUUAGAUGAACGCGCGGGUGAUUUCCAUGGAACGCGAAAUAAAAAUCGAAGCUACGUAGCGUCAGGAUGAGAAGAGCCGUUGACAUAUAUUCGAUUAACUAUAAUUUCUAAUGAGUCGGUAAAUUGUUUUGCUCCUUGAGCGGGGAGGAAAGAGAUAGGAAGUAGCGCAAAUGGAGAGGAGAACGACAACAUGAUAGAAUGUGAGCGAGAGGGAGCUCGUGCGUACAUAAAUGUCCGUUUAUCCACACACAUUCUGCACUUUGUUUCCUUGUAUUCCGUGCUGUUUGCUUCGCCCCACCGCGAGGGAGAUGUAAUUAAAACGCGAACGAGUUUCUUUCAUCGUGCGCAUUAUCUGUAGGUGGCGUCAAAAUGAGAGUCACGGAAUGCAGGCCGAGUUGAUAUAUCGAAAACCUGCGACGAUGACGAGCUCAUCUAGUCAGAGUGGUUUUCAUCGUGCCGGAAACGGUAAUCGAGAGAGCAGCAGCCGGGACUCCCGAGAGACCAUACACUCCGGCCACUUCAUGGUGUCGGACUUCGAAGCCGAGGCCCAGGACGAUGAGGACGAGCUGGCUGUACCGGUGCCUGACGAGGAAGUCACCGCCAGGUUGUCGAUUAUCGCCCAGCCCGGUUUCACCGUCGAACGAUUCGUCGCCAACUCGUCGAAUGACAAGAGUUCGCUGAGCAUCGAGACAUCCUUGAACAAGCUCUUCCAGUGCAUGUCCCUUGCCUACAGACAGAAGCUGACAUCGCCCAAGUGGAAUCGCUUUAAAGGAAUCAGGUUGCGAUGGAAGGACAAGAUCAGACUGAACAACGUCAUCUGGAGAUGCUGGCACAUGCAGUUUAUAUUGAAACAAAGUACGUUGGUGUGCCAGUUCGCGUCGCCACUUGACGUCGAUACUCACAACAAACCCGAGGCGGUGGUCUUAGAGGGAAAAUACUGGAAGCGAAAGCUCGCGGCCGUCACAGCGGAGUACAAGAAAUGGCGUAUGUUCUAUCGGAACAAGAUCCUCGGCUGGACGAACAAAGAUGGCACCGAGAUGAUGGAAUCAAUGGACAUGCUAGACUGGGACAGUGGAAGCAUAACCACCGAGAACUACGGGAUGGGUAUAGGCAGUGCAUCCGGAAGUAUCAGUGGAGCUCCAGGCGGAGAGAGCAUGAUGGUUGAUGAGGACUAUAUGGAGCUGAUGACCGACACCCUCUUUUCGACCAUCAGUUCCAAUCAACCGAUAUACUUUCCUGAUCCUAGAGAAAUCGCCCGAGGUGCCAGUUUAGCAGACUUCAUUCAACCUAGUCUGGGUCCUCUACAGCCCAAUCUCGACGAUUUCAUGGACACGCUGGAGCCACUACAAGAAUUCCUAAAUUCGAAAUUGCCUCCAGUCCCUGAGGAGGACGACAUGUUUCGGAAUAACAGCCUAAAUGCUAAUUAUUCCGACCUAGACCUUAUGACCCCGAUUACUCAGAUGAACGAAAUAAAUGAGGAUCCGACGAUAAAGAGUGAACAGAGUCCACAACAACAGCAGCAGCAGCAGCAGACGUUGGCUCAGGAAGUACAAGAUGCUAACAUGCAGAAUCUCCAUUAUACCGCCAAAAUAUAUACUCAGCCCCAGCCUGAAUCAUCAAGUGUUUAUAGAAAUAGCAUAGCUAUGACUGAGAACUACAACGCUAUUCAGCAAAACUUCGAGACAUCCGUCACGAGUCAAUCGACGCGAGAGAAAAAUCGGAGUAGUAGUAAUAGCAGCAGUAGCAGGGCGACGUCGUCGAGAAGUAGCCGCGUGAUACAGCAAGCCCAACAGCAGAGUACGUACCAAGCGACAAGCGGGCAGCAGACGCAGAAUUCCGGGUUCCAACCGUCGCCGGCGCAGUCAUCUUACGCGAUGGAAAUACAAUUAACGCCUGUGCAGAAUCAACAACCGGUGCAGAUCGCGGCGCUGAACGAUCAGUCGGUUAAUCAGAUAUCGUCGAUCGUCGCCGCGGCAGCUGCUGCAAGCAGCCAUGUGUCGAAUCUGGUGGCGGUGCAACAUAAUUUCACGCAGGCGGCCAACUCGCCGCUGCAAACGCAGCAACGAGCAAUAAGACCUUUACCGCCCACGCCGCCAAUGUCCACGAAACCGUACAAGAUCGUGCAACCGCAGCAGUGCUACAAGUUCUCAAACCUCACUCAGAAUUUCAACGCUCAACAGUGUAAAUUUAAUGUCAAUAAUUUCAAGACGCAUCCUACGCAACAAGUGAUAUCAGUGUCGGCGGAGCAGCCAUCGCAGUCACAGAUAUUGCUGCAGUGUAGGCCCUCUGGACUAGACCUCACCGCGCCUGCUCUGCAUCCUACCAAACUACUACCUCAACCUACUAUAUCCAGCGUGGAGACGGAGGAGAUCUUCGCCGUACCUAAGUACCAAAUAAAGGGAAGAAAUAGAUCACGCAGCAGCUCGUCCCUAACAGCACCCAGGAUACAUCCACCGUUGGUAUCUGCAGUGAGCGAUCCAGCUCUGAAUCUGAAUAACAAUGUCUUGCUUGCGCACUUGCUCACAAACACCUCGUCUACGCAAGUGACGACUACGCAACACAUUACGACUCCAGUGACGGUUCAAACUAUGCAGACUUCCAACAUACAACAGGCGCAACCGCAACAGCAGGUGAUGCAAUCGUCCACCUGCAAUCAACAGAUUCUUUUAAAUACAAACAGCCAAACGCACCAAUCCCAAAAUAGUCCUAGUUCGCCGAAGGACAGUUCAAACGCUCACAGUCCGCAAACAUUGAGUCUCAGUCCUCUGCACAGCCCUAUGAAUAUAGGCAGCCCAUUGUCACCUAAUCGCGGAUACAUAAAGGGUGAAUCGGAAAGGGGACAAUAUAAGGAGCAGAGGAGAGUCGGCCACAUUCACGCGGAACAGAAACGUCGAUAUAACAUUAAGAAUGGAUUCGAUAUGCUGCACAGUCUAAUACCGCAGCUCAAUCAAAAUCCUAACACGAAGCUGAGCAAAGCUGCGAUGCUGCAAAAGGGGGCAGACUACAUUCGGCAAUUGAGAGCAGAAAGGAAUCAGAUGAAAGAAGAGAUGGAUAACUUGAAACAACAAAUCGAGUGCCUUAAUACGUCUAUUAGUAAUUGUCAAUCUAUGCUUCCUGCAACGGGUGCUCCAGUUUCUAGCCAUAGAACAAGCAAGAUGAAAGAGAUGUUCAACGAAUAUGUGCGUAAGCGCACGCGAGAGAACUGGAAAUUCUGGAUUUUUAGUACAUUGUUAGAACCGCUGAUGUUGUCCUUCGAUGCUUCUGUCUCGACUGCGAGUGUAAACGACUUGGAGACGAGUACAAUAUUAUGGGUUGAGCAGCAGUGUUCACUCACCCGCCUCAGGCCAGCCGUUCUGGAUUGCCUGAGGCAUUUGUCUACUCAAACUGAUAUUUUAUCAAACCCAGCUCGUCUCCCCGAGGAAGCGCUCGAAGCGAUUAAUCAAACGGAACGCCGGUCCUCCACACAGUGACCAAGUGCACGGAUUUUGUUGCAACGUUGUUCGCGUGUUGUAUAAAAAAGUUCAAGAUUUAGAUACGUAUGAAAACGGAAAAGAUAGUUACCGUAUAGCUUAAGUCAACCUAUGCAAAAAAAAGAUAGGAAAUUAAGACCGGUUUUGUUGCGGCAGAUUUACGGAGCAUCGCUAAGUACGAUGACGGGGGCGAAAGAAUCAGAAUUUAAGUGCAAUUCCUCUUUUUAUUGCAAAACGUCACGUUUGCAAGAAAACAUUUGAAGCUGUGAAAAUUUAUCGUGACGGAUUAUAUAAGACACGUUUUAUAUAACGUAUUUGAAAAUAAAAUAUACACGUGUAUAUUAUCCAUCACCACCACCGCAACCACCACCACCAUCAUCAUAAUAUAUGCACAUCAAAUAUAUACUAAUGUAGCCAUCGAUGUGGCCGCGCACAAUCAUUUGCAGGUAAUUAUUUUGCAAUAAAAUAAUUACAUGCAUAGUUUCACAUUUAUUUCGCGCAAUCAUGUAUGUGUUAUCUUAAAACUAUAUCAAAAGUCAGAGAAUAUUUUAUAAUUACCUCUACAAUGAAUUGUAUAACAUUUAGUACUCGCGAUGAAGGGUUAACGCGUUUGUGAAAUUUCGUAAUAUGAUUCAUUCCAACAUUUGAGAAGCGUCUCGUUUAAAUAAUAGAAAGUUUAUAAUUUAUAGCUAUCGUAAUUAUUAAUUGCAAAAUGAGAACAAAGAAGUUUUGCACAGAUGCCUAUAGUUUUUUUCUUUUUUUUUCUUUUUUUUUCUUUUUGUAAACAAAUUACAUCAAACAAAAAUGAAAGAUAUCUCAAACAUUAAAUUACUUUUGUUGUAAAAUACCGUACUUAUUUAUAUAAGUAUGACUAAAAGUUACGUGAUAUUAAAACAUUUCUUUAAUAUGUCUCCAAUUAUAUCAUAUUAAAGAUAUGAGUCAGUGCCAUAAGUCAUUAUCAUUCUAACAGAUUGCAAUCAAAGAUAAUUGUAAAGGGAUCAUUUUUGAGUGAUAUGACUAGAGGUAUAAAGAUAUAAGUAACUUUUCAAUAUGUAAAUUAUCAAUAUUGGUUAUAUUGGUAGUAUUUGAUAAAUUUUGCGUUGCCAUCGAAUUGUUCUGCAUGGUUGCGCCAGCAAAAGGAAUUACAUAUAUGUCGAUAAUUGUAUGGACGAUAAAAAGAGGGUUGCUCAAACAUAUAACAUUUAUGUUCACAACGUUAUGCAAUAUAAGAUCUUUAAUAUAUAUGUGAUAAUGUACAAAUUAUUUACAAAUUAUUAUUAAAAAGGUUUGACUACCGAAUAGAGCUUAAGCUACAAAGGGCUUCUGCAUAUUGCAACGUUCUUAUUAAUGUAAAGUUAAUUUGUUGUACACACUCAAAUUAAGGAAAACAGAAACGUUCUCGAUACUUUGUUUUGUUCUUUUCAUCUAUACUUUAAGGUGAUUCGUUAUUCAAAAGACUUUACACACGAUACGAUAUACAGAUGCCCUCACUUAACUUACACGUGUAUAUACAUGUGUAAAUGAUAGAUAAUAUAAACGAACUCAGCGCGAAAGGGAUGUUCUUUUGUACAAUAUGUAUCAUAUAAUCAUAAAGACUCAUAUAUAUUGUUAUUACUUCAAUGUUACAACAUGAAGAAAUCUGAAAUAAUGUAUUUUAUUUAUACCCGUACCACAUUUGUUAUUUUUGAUAACUGUUAUUGAUGAAUGAAUGAUUGAUUAUUGAGAAAUUACUUGUGGUACAACCAGGGCAAAUAAAUUAAAUCGGAAUAUAAACACACACACACACACAUAUGUAUAUAUACAAUCUUAUGAAUACUAGUCUUUUGUAAUCAUCAAAAUAUACUUGGAUUCAUUUGCAUUGAGACAAAAGAUGAAUCAAUGAAUA
Harpegnathos saltator (Jerdon's jumping ant) is the source of this 5386-nucleotide messenger RNA. RefSeq names its product MLX interacting protein mondo (gene Mondo). The coding region runs from base 415 to 3501 and encodes 1028 amino acids. Gene Ontology annotation, cellular component: nucleus. Gene Ontology annotation, biological process: regulation of transcription by RNA polymerase II. Gene Ontology annotation, molecular function: RNA polymerase II cis-regulatory region sequence-specific DNA binding; protein dimerization activity; DNA-binding transcription factor activity, RNA polymerase II-specific. The transcript has 16 exons. The record is from RefSeq and is a predicted model, not a curated record. NCBI's taxonomy places the organism in Eukaryota, Metazoa, Arthropoda, Insecta, Hymenoptera, Formicidae.